CCCUUCCUUUAUUUCCCUCAAAGUUGGGAUUCUGCACUAAACCAACCUUUAAUCUUAAGAGGGUUUUUUGCAAAUUAUGCAGGAUUCUGCUGCAAGCGGUGGAAAUUCGAAAAAAGAAGAGCUUUCAAACUGUUCCAAGAAUCCAGGAAUGGCAGAAAAUAAUGAAGUUGAGAUAACACAAGGAGAAGUUAAGGAGACUACUGACAUAAAACAAGGAGAAGAUGAUGGCAAUUUAAAUAAGAGUAUUAAAUGUGGAGGUAAUUUAGAGAAGGUUUCUAGUAAUGGAGAAGGACAAGAAUUAAGAGAAAAAAUAUUAGAGAAAGGUACUGAAGUAGUAAUAGACAUUGAUGAAAAUCAAGGAAUGGAAAAAGUAUGUCGUAUAUGUCAUUUGAAUGAAGAGUCCAAGGAAAUAAUUGAGCUUGGUUGUGACUGUAAAUCUGAGCUUGGUAUUUGUCAUCGCCAUUGUGCUGAAGCCUGGUUUAAUCAGAGAGGUAACAGAUUAUGCGAAAUAUGUGGGAAGAGGGCAAAAAAUGUGCAAACAAGAUUAGAGGAGAGCAGAAUAAUGGUGGUUGAAUGGAACCAACGGACAGUAGAAUCCACAAGUUCAUAUAUCACAUCUAGUUCAUCUACUCCUAUACAGCAGAAUGGUUGUAGAUGGAGAUGUCAGCAAUCUUGCUGUAACUUCCUGCUUGCCUGUUUUGUAAUGGCCUUUACCCUCCCCUGGUUCUUCCGAGUUCAAAUUCCUUAACAAUGUAGAGACUGUUUUUUUGUUUUUUCUGCUACCAAAAUCUCAUACCUUGUCUCUAUAGACAAUGGAAGUUGUUAAUAAAUAUUUGUUCACCUCAUUGUAUUGUCCUCCAUUUAGCUAAUUAUACUCCUUUCCGUAUACUAAAAAGCAACAUUUCAUUUUUUCA
Messenger RNA from Nicotiana attenuata, 914 nucleotides. RefSeq lists its product as uncharacterized. Lineage: Eukaryota; Viridiplantae; Streptophyta; Magnoliopsida; Solanales; Solanaceae. The record is from RefSeq and is a predicted model, not a curated record. The coding region runs from base 77 to 748 and encodes 223 amino acids. The transcript has 2 exons. Gene Ontology annotation, molecular function: zinc ion binding.